Messenger RNA from Oryzias latipes (Japanese medaka), 5291 nucleotides. It is a transcript of the gene ampd2a, whose product is annotated as adenosine monophosphate deaminase 2a. Gene Ontology annotation, cellular component: cytosol. The record is from RefSeq and is a predicted model, not a curated record. Gene Ontology annotation, biological process: IMP salvage; AMP metabolic process. Gene Ontology annotation, molecular function: AMP deaminase activity. NCBI's taxonomy places the organism in Eukaryota, Metazoa, Chordata, Actinopteri, Beloniformes, Adrianichthyidae.
AGGUUGGGGGCUGUGCUUAUCUUCACCACCCGUUUAUUUAUUUUUCUUUCUUCUUUUUGUUGCUCCGUCUGUUUGGAUGAUUGUUCCGAUUUUUCUUGUAGAGGGGGAAGAACUUUUUUUGCUUUUUGUUCACCUCGGCUGGGUGCGGACAGAGCAGGCUGUCAUGCUAGCAGCACACUUUAGCAAUGCCCCUUUUAUGGCUGUAUCUCACUGCAUCAACUACAGGAAGCUCUUUCCCUGGUUGCCAGGACAACAGCAGAGGAUGGCCCUCAGCAAGGCCCUGCAAAGAGUGUUGUUGUGCAGUUCUGACCAGCUGCUGGGUGGGAGUGGGAGGAGCCAAUCCUGCAGAGGAGCUCCCCCGAGCUCAGGAUGGGUCCUGCCGCCGCACUCCCCCAGUCCGAGUCACAGCUGUAGGGUUUCUUGCGGUGCUUGUCUCUCCCUCUGCUGGCCGCUGCACAGCUCCAGCACACUUUGGUCCAGGGCUAACAGGCGUACUCAUGUUAAGAUGUCAUCUUCAUCUUCAUCUUCAUCUUCCUCUGCUGGUGAUGGUCAAGGAAAACCUAAACCUGCAUCACCGCUCAACAAGAGAGCAAGCCUGCAGAGCACCACCAGCCCCGACCUCCGUGGCGUUUCUGGGCCGAAGCCCCUCAAGCCUCAGCGAUCCCUCCCAGGAACCCCCGUUUCCCUCUCUCACUCUCCCAUCGACCUGCGCACAUCAAUGGAGGACAAAUACAAAGAGAUCGCAGAGGAGCUCUUCACGCGCACCAUGGCGGAGAGCGAUAUGCGAAGUGCACCGUACGAGUUUCCAGAGGACAGCCCCAUCGAACAGCUGGAGGAGCGGCGGCACCGCCUGGAGAGGCAGAUCAGUCAGGAUAUUAGGCUUGAGCCAGAGAUCUUGCUCCGUGCCAAACAGGACUUCAUGAAAAUCGACAGUGCUGCAGACCUAGAACUGAAGGACAAGAGUGUGGACACUGAAUAUAUGGGCUUUCGGGAGAGACAGAUGCCACUGGAAAGGGAGUACCUGCGAGUCUCGAUAUCUGGAGACGAAAAGUGCGGGGUGCCCUUCACUGACCUUGUAGAUGCUGCGAAAUGUGUGGUGAAGGCGUUAUUCAUCAGGGAGAAGUACAUAAACCGUUCCUUACAGAACUUCUGUAAGACCACAGCUCACGCGCUGCACGACCUCGGGACCAAGACUCUGGAUAUGGGAUUCUAUGAUGACGUUUCAGAGACUCCUGUGGAUGCUGACGCUCCUGUCCAUCCUCCUGUUUCAGAGACGCACCCUUACGACAACAUGGACUCCAUGAUUCUGCCGCCGGACGCUGGUUAUGGAUGCAAGAUGGUCGAUGGUGUGGUCCAUGUUUUCACCAAGAGCUACAACAUGGACAAGAGCACAGAACUUGAGCUGCUGUAUCCAGAUUUAAAAGAGUACAUCGCAGACAUGAACGUCAUGAUGUCCCUCAUUAUCAACGGGCCAGUGAAGUCUUUCUGCUAUCGCCGCCUGCAGUACCUGAGCUCCAAAUUUCAAAUGCACAUCCUCCUGAAUGAGAUGAAAGAGCUUGCUGCUCAGAAGAGGGUUCCUCACCGCGACUUCUACAACAUAAGAAAGGUGGACACACACAUUCACGCGUCAUCCUGCAUGAACCAGAAGCAUCUGCUGCGCUUCAUCAAGAGGGCCAUGAAGAAAUACCAAGGAGAGAUCGUUCAUGUGGAGUGCGGCCGUGAGCAGACCCUCAAGGAUGUUUUUGAGAGCAUGAACCUGACGGCCUACGACCUGAGCGUGGACACACUCGACAUGCAUGCGGACCGAAACACAUUUCAUCGAUUUGAUAAGUUCAAUUCCAAGUACAACCCUAUCGGAGAAUCCAUCCUCAGAGAGAUCUUCAUUAAGACGGACAACUACAUUGAAGGAAAAUACUUUGCACACAUAGUAAAGGAGGUCAUGUCUGACCUGGAGGAGAGCAAAUACCAAAACUCUGAGCUGCGUCUGUCCAUCUACGGCCGCUCCCGUGACGAGUGGGACCGGCUGGCUCAGUGGGCGGUCACUCACAGGGUGUACUCUGAUAAUGUGCGCUGGCUCAUCCAGGUGCCUCGUCUCUUUGAUGUGUAUCAGACAAAGAAGCAGCUGGCUAAUUUCCAGGAGAUGCUGGAGAACAUUUUCAUGCCUCUCUUUGAAGCCACCAUCAAUCCCUGCAGUCAUCCUGAGCUGCACCUCUUCCUGGAACACGUGGUGGGCUUCGACAGCGUCGACGAUGAGUCCAAACCCGAGCAUCACAUUUUCAACCUCGACAGUCCCUUGCCUGCUGACUGGACUACAGAGGACAAUCCGCCGUACUCCUACUACCUGUACUACACCUACGCCAACAUGACUGUUCUGAACCAGCUCAGAAGGCAGCGAGGCCUCCACACGUUUGUGCUGCGACCUCACUGUGGAGAAGCGGGCCCCAUCCACCACCUGGUGUCAGGUUUCAUGUUAUCGGAGAACAUCUCCCACGGACUGCUGCUCCGAAAGGCUCCGGUACUCCAGUAUCUGUACUACUUGGCCCAGGUUGGCAUCGCCAUGUCGCCGCUGAGCAACAACAGUCUGUUCCUCAGCUACCACCGCAACCCACUGCCAGAGUAUCUGUCCAGGGGCCUCAUGAUCUCCCUGUCCACCGACGACCCUCUCCAGUUCCACUUCACCAAAGAACCUCUGAUGGAAGAAUACAGCAUCGCAGCUCAAGUGUGGAAACUGAGUUCAUGUGAUAUGUGUGAGCUGGCAAGAAACAGCGUCCUCAUGAGUGGAUUCUCACACAGGGCUAAGAGCUACUGGCUCGGCCCAAACUACUACAAGGAAGGUCCGUUGAGCAACGACAUCCGCCGCACCAACGUUCCUGACAUCCGCGUGGCGUAUCGCAGCGAGACGCUGACGGAGGAGCUGCAUCUCAUCACUCAGGCCGUGCGCACAGAGCUGGACUCCAACGAUGAGGACGACUCCUUGACCAUGGGUCCCGUCUCCGGCCGGCGCUGACGCCCCAUCACCCCACCAUGAGGCCGAAAACAGCUUCCUGCUUGAGAAAGCCAAGGUUACGCUGCUGCCUCGUACUGAGGGGCGGCGUUCUUCAGAAUUGUCAAAAAGACAUCUUUUUUUUUUUUCUUCACCUUUUGAUCUAACAUGGUCUUAAGUUCCCUGUAUGACAUGUGGAAUGAGAAUCAUCUAAAUGAAUUCCCUUUUCCUUUGAUUUGAUGUUUUCCUGCCGUCUCUGUGGGGCGCCAGGAGAGCCACUUAGAUGUGGCCCCCUGUGAAAAUGACUGAUGAAGGUUUGCUGGGAUCAACUUAAUGUGGGGGUCAUCAGGACGGACAUUGCAUGCGUUGGUCUGCUCCUGGAUGAUCCCCGUCGUGUUUGCUGUGACGCACGGAUGCACCGGCAUGCCUGACAUCGUACCAGUUAGAGCUGAACUUCCACCGUGCGGUCGCAUAUAUAUUCACGCUUGCUGCAUUUGCACAACAUAUAGCCGACUGCCUUGGACACACAGAAACUGCAACAGCACGCUGGGGGUGGCGGCCGGACCUCGGCCGCACUCGCACAACAAUCACGCCACUCGUGGGUUUGACCCGUCCGAAUGCUGCAGCGCUAAAUCGUAGCCCGACACAGAGCCUGAGUGUUCGCUCUCUUUCACGCGCCGAGCCGCACACCUUUAUGAUUCUACUUUAAGCCUUCUAAAGACCGUAGAUCAUCAAGUAGCAUGAGGAACCCAACGGCCUUGAAGAAAGGAGGAAAUGUCAAGUGUCUGCCUGCAAUCAUUCCUUCUGCGCACAGAACGUAUCCAGAAACUCAUGCAGAUGUGGUGAUAUGUUGUAGUGGCUAUGUGUGUGUGUGUGUGUGUGUGUGUGUGUGUGUGUGUAUUUAGAGCACAAAUGAGUGUUGGUGGAGCUGGCGGCGAAGCACCUUCUGAUUCCAGCCUCUUUUGCAUGCAGCACCAAGACUUCCCAGUGCCUUUUUCAGUUUCAGCUCUUCAGCCACGCAUGCCCCCCCCCCCCCCCCCCUCCUGCACAGAAGCAGACGGACUUGCUACCAGCCGGCCAUUGGCGUGACGCCGCGUAAUCGUUCGGAGCGCUUUCAACUGGCCACAAAAUUCUGCUGUCCAGUUCUGUUGAUGCAUUCUCUACCCAAACAGUGUUGCGUCACACACUCCCCCACACCCGCCGCUGGACGCCGUCCGGCCUCCCAUCAACCGUUGACCUCCAGAUUCUCUAAAGAGAGCGACAUCAGUAGCAAGACUUGACCACUAUGGAUGUAGGCCGUGUUUGUGUGCGUGGCUGGUGCAGAGCCGCUAGGAUGUGUCGAUCGUUUGUUUCUCUGCAGCCUGAGCGGCAGUGGUUUACGGAAUUUGAAUGAGCUCUGUGCGAAAGAUGCCGUUGAUGGUGAAAUUAGACACUUUAUAAGAAAUGAAUCCUGUAGUUAGAACCAACAGUAGGUGUCAAGUCUGUUGUUGUUGUUUUAAGCACAGUCUGGAUGUUGCUGUCGUAGCUGUUCCUGAAAUGAAAUGUUAGAGAAAAGCCAUGAUGGAUGAGGCAAAGUCGCUGCUUAGCAACCGGCAAACGUAAACAAAGAUUCUCAUUUUCCAGCUUUGCUGUGUUCACUUGUAUUCUUUUGAAACUUUUCAGCUUUAUUUUCUAAUCUGUGAUUUAUUGUCUCGCUUUGUUUGUAGAUUUUACAGAUUCAAUUCCUCCCUGAAGUUUUACAUUCACCUGCUGAACAGUUUGUUGAAAUCUUUGCUGCAGUCGUUUGAUCGGUGUGAUCAGAAGUGUUGAUUCUGUGAACCCGUCCAGCUGGUUUCUGCUUUUUCUUCUCGUCUGCCACACGAUUCGUCCUUCCUCACAAAUGUUCCGACUUUCCUUUGACCCUGGUUCAGAGUUGCACUUGCAUCUCGUUGGACGUUUUAUUUCUGUAAAUCUGGACUCUCAAGUUUGAACCGUUUGGUCAUUUGAGAUCAAAGUCAGCCAUUUUUAUUCCCACAAACAAAACAGCAGCUUUGUUCACUGUUCUGGUAGCAGACAGGAGUGCGUUCUGAACAGAGAGAUUCCAACAUUCUGCAUUAAGUGACUUUUACUGAAGCACCGUAGAACCAAUGAGGCAAAACACAAAAUCACUGAGCUCCAUUUCAGACACUUUUAGAUCAUUUUAUGCACAAAUGUCCUUUUUAUUGCCACACAACCUUCCUCUCUCUGUUUCCUGAAGACUCUUUGUUUUCUCCAAACUGUUGGUACUUUUUCACCAGGAGGGUUUUCUUUGAAAUAAAGCAUGAGAAUU